This is a messenger RNA of Xyrauchen texanus (razorback sucker), 2183 nucleotides long. RefSeq names its product stem-loop binding protein (gene slbp). Gene Ontology annotation, molecular function: mRNA binding; histone pre-mRNA stem-loop binding. Gene Ontology annotation, cellular component: histone pre-mRNA 3'end processing complex; cytoplasm. The coding region runs from base 50 to 871 and encodes 273 amino acids. NCBI's taxonomy places the organism in Eukaryota, Metazoa, Chordata, Actinopteri, Cypriniformes, Catostomidae. The record is from RefSeq and is a predicted model, not a curated record. Gene Ontology annotation, biological process: mRNA 3'-end processing by stem-loop binding and cleavage; mRNA transport. The transcript is spliced from 8 exons.
ACCCCGGAGUUGCUGGUUCGUGUGGUGGUUGCUAUUUUCACCUAGAGCAAUGUCCAAACAUCAAACAUACAGACACGGAAAUGAUUACAAGACUGAGGAAAACGGGAAUAAAGGCCCUUCAAGAUGGUCCCAUUGUCGGAAACGUGGAGCAGAUGGGAGUUUGAGGUCACAUGAUGACGAAGAGGCUGGCAAAGACCGAAGAUCAAAGAGUUCACGCAGACCAGACAGUUUUACAACCCCAGAGAGUGACGGACCGGUGUCCAGAGUAAAGAACUGGGGCGAUGAGGUGGAGGCAGAGGAAAUGCGUUCAAAUGUCCGUUGCGACAUGCAUCGCUAUAGAAGAAGGAUUCUCGCGGCAGAUUUUCCUCAAAGAGAAAGAAAAACGUCAUCUGGAAGUUCAGACUCCAGAGACUCCCGAGAUUCAAAAGACUCUCUUACUAAAGGUGAAAUGGAGACAGAUGAGAACACACUCAUGAGAAGACAAAAACAGAUCAACUAUGGGAAAAACACUCUCUCUUAUGACAGAUACAUAAAAGAAGUGCCUAAGCAUCUGAGAAAUCCAGGUAUUCAUCCAAAGACUCCAAACAAGUUCAAGAAAUACAGCCGGCGCUCCUGGGACCAACAGAUUAAACUGUGGCGGGUCAGUCUUCACAAGUGGGACCCCCCUGCGGAAGGAGGUGACCUGCAGGAGAUUGAGGAGCUUGACCUUGGAGAAAUCAUGGAUUUUGAGUUUGAUGUGGAGUGUUCAGCGACUACAGAGACUGAAUCACAGAGUGCAGUGUCCAAUGGAGUGUCGCUGUCUUUGCCGGAGGACUCGUUCACAGGAACUCCUAAAAAGAUGAUGAAAUUGGAGGAUGCUGAAAUGUCGUGAGCACCAUCGAAACUCUGAUGCUCUAUGAGAGAACUCCGGAGCAACCAAACUGUUUUUAAUUCAUUUUUCAUUUUGAUUAUCAUUGUUCAAUUCUUUCAACCGUUUAUGGUGUUUUGUGAUCCCCACAAAAUGAAAAUCUGUUCAUUUACUCUCCCUCAUGCCAUCUUCUGCAGAACACAAAGAUUUUUAGAAGAAUAUCUCGGCUCUGUAGGUCCAUACAAUGCAAGUGAACUUUGAAAGGACUCCUAAAAGGACAUAAAAGUAAUCCACAUGACUCCAGUGGUUUAAUCCAUGUUUUCUGAAGUGAUCCAAUUGGUUUUCCGUGAGAGCAGGUCACAUUCUAACUAUUCUUUUACUGUACAUCUUUCCAUUGCAGUCUCUAGAAACGUUCACAAUUUCAAGCUCCAUUACACUUCCAAGUGCUUAACACAUGCACAGAGCGCUAGAUGGCACAAUAGGAAGUGUAAUCGAGCUUAGAAUCAUGAUCGCCAGGGAGACUGCUGAUGUCAAGGUUUAUAGUAAAGGAGUUACAUGUUGGUCUGUUCUCAUUCAAAAUCAAUUGGAUCGCUUAAGAAGACCGAUUAAACCACGAGUCAUGUACAUUGCUUUUUUGUUGCCUUUAUGUGGUUUUUGGAGCUUCAAAGUUUUGUUCAACAUUCACUGACAUUGUAUGGACCUGCAGAGCUGAGAUAUUCUUAUAAAAAUCUUCAUUUGUGUUCUACUGAAGAAAGUAAGUCAAACACAUCUGGGAUAGCAUGCAGUUGAGUAAAUCAUGAUCAUUUUCAUUUUUGGGUGAACUAUACUUUUAUAGAGGUUUUGUCAUCAUCACUGAAUUCAAUAUGUUCUUUACACCUACUCCUUUUUAGCCUUUUGCAAAAGAAAAUGUAUAUGUGUAUAUUUUGAAAUUGAUUAAUUUUGUAUGGUAGUAAAGUAUUUGAUGCUCAGUGGACAUUCUCUUGUAUUUAACAAUUAAAGUGAAAUCAGAGCGGGUUCGCUUCACAUUUCAAGUGUUAUUAGUUUGUGGUUUUAGGUGUUGUUUUUUUUUAGAUUUGCUUUUUGAGUGUUAUUCAUUUCUAUUUUAUUAAGAACCUUUUGCAAAUAAACAUUGAACUGGAAAGACCAAAUCAUUGUCAUUAAACUGGAAAGACCAAAUAAUUGUCAUAUCAGUGCCUCACGUUGUAAACAUGGAUUAUUUUUACAUUCAUUAUCGAUCCUGUAUAAUAUGUUUUUCUUUGUGUAAUGUUGGCAUCUUGUUCAUGGUAUAAGUGGAGUAAGGAAUAAGACAUUGUAUCACAAAAUAAUAAAUAAAAUG